This is a messenger RNA of Amaranthus tricolor (Joseph's coat), 3740 nucleotides long. Its product is annotated as transcription factor AS1-like. The transcript has 4 exons. NCBI's taxonomy places the organism in Eukaryota, Viridiplantae, Streptophyta, Magnoliopsida, Caryophyllales, Amaranthaceae. The record is from RefSeq and is a predicted model, not a curated record. The coding region runs from base 2111 to 2839 and encodes 242 amino acids.
AAGCAGAAAAGACGAUUGUAAAACCUAAACAUCAACUCUCGAAAUCAAGAUCCAAACAAUGCCAUAAAGAUAAAGUAAAGGAGCUCGAACAAGGCCAAAAACCCAAGAAAAGGUGGCCAAGGACUCAACAUUCAAUCGCACCCUUUUCUAGAAACAGUUUAGUUAGGAGUUAUGACUUGUACGAUGGUUCGGGCCUCUUAUGGAGCUCUAAACCAAUCCACUAUUUCUAGAAACAUCCUAGAUGAUCCAUCACCGUAUCUUCUUCUUCUUACAAGGGAACCAAAUAAAGAUAGUUCAGAUCAGUUGGCGCAUACUAUGCAGUCUUCAAUUCGUAGUUCCAAAACAGUUCCAGGGGCAAUUUUGCUGCUUGCACGGUGCUUCUAGAUUGCAAGUUAGACUCAUAAGGUUCAGCUAAGUCAGCAGAGAAUCCUUCUGUAGAACAAGGAUAUGAUCGAUAAUCCAAAUCAUAAUUCCUUGAAUUGGGUUGCUGAUUUGUUGAUCAUAAGGAAGGCCUGCACAUCGUUCAGGUGCGAAAAAACCAGGAACCGGUGGCAAAAGCGACUUGCGAUUGUAGUUGAAAGAUUGACAGGCAAAACAUUUUGAGGCUGCAAGUCUUCUGGGCGAUAUGGGGCUGAUUUCAUGCCUGGAAAAUUACGAACAGGUAUUAGCUAAUACCUUUAUGAGUUUGCUGGCUGUCGAGAGAAGUCUAAUUUUAUCUCAAGCCAACUAAAUAUUUCAUCCUGUGUGAUCUAAAUAUCAAGAUAGGUAUUCAUGGUUUGAGUUUAAGAGUAGUUUAUGAAAUUACCAUGUUCCAAGGCUCCCGAACACUCAUAAAUGAACAAGACUCUUACGAAACACCAAUUUUAAGUCUAAACAAAAAUGGAACCCACUGGUAUAAAACUGUAUACAUUUUGAACACCAAUCGAAAUACAAAUAUCCGAAUUCAUAAAAUAACUUAGUUAAUACAUUAUCAUAACUAAAACUAAUCAUAAAAAGGAUGAAGAAAAUGCAAAGUUUGAGUUAAAUUGUUAAUCUUAAUGCGGACUUGUAGUUGUAGGAGAGUACAGACCAGAGAAAGCCUUGAUUGAUCAAUUGAAAAGCAAUUAUACACCAAAUAGGGUUGAAUGAGAAGUUCAUACUUCAUUCGAAACGAUGUUGAAUUGUCUGAGAAGCGCCUCUUGCAUAUGAUUAAUCAUCAAAUAGAUCUAUUAAAAACAUAAAGAAAAAGAAGUUAUCAAACCAUAGUCAAAAAAACAUGAAAAGUCAGCUAUACAAUAUUUAUUGUAUCAUGUAGUUCACAUUACAUAACAAAUGGGAAUUUUUUCGCAUGUUGGUUCUUGGUUAUAUAUUGUAUCAUGUAGUUCUGUUGAAUCAUAUCUUCGGCAUCAUCAAAGCAAUUGAAUGCAACAACAUUCCAUUAAACCAAUACCAUUAAGUCAAAGCAAAUAAGUGCAGGUGAAUUUUUCUUCUUACCUCAGCCAUGCCAAUCCAUAAUACAGGUACCUCUUUAGCCUGUGCUGCAGCCACAUCCUUUAUCUGGUUCUCCAAUUUUUGCUGCACAGCUGGAGAGAGAUCACUUUAGUUUCUGACGUUUCUAUCCUUUUGGGAGGAGAAAUAGAUCAAGUGAUUAAAGAUGGCUUUUUUAAGGUGAAAUGAGUUGAAGCUUGCAAGUACUUUGGAUGAAAUACAAUAAUAAGCACAUGUCAUAACCUCCAAAAUGAUAAAUAACUACAACUCAACAUAUUAUUAACUCCAAAGCAUCAGAAGGGGGAAAAGUAUACAAACUUUGCUUCUCAGAUACAAGAAUAUUGCUGCUUUUCCAAUAUCCCAACUAUCAUAACUAAGGAAAUUGCUUUAUAUACCAUGUGGAGGAUUUCACCAUUGUUUAAUUGGUUUUCUUGGAGUCUCUGAUGUGUUUAUAAUUAAUUUUUUAUCAAUAAGUUUUUGAUUUUUAUGAUUUACUGAUACUGGAUUUUGUUUCUCCUAGCUUGGUAUUUAAAUUUUCUGCUGUUGGUGAAAACAUUGGUGUAGCAGAAAAUAAUUGAUGCAGCAACUGUUAGGUGCAUGAUGGAGAUUUGGAUGCAAUGGGCAAUGUCGGUUGCACCACAAGAUGAAGGAGAGGCAGCGUUGGACUGCUGAGGAAGACUCGAUUCUAAGUGCAUAUGUUAAGCAAUUCGGUCCAAGAGAAUGGCAUCUUGUUUCGCGGCGAAUAAACACACACCUUGAUAGAGAUGCUAAGUCUUGUUUAGAGAGGUGGAAGAAUUACCUUAAACUUGGCAUUAAGAAAGGCUCACUUACUGCAGAAGAGCAGCGUCUUUUAAUCCGUCUGCAAGCUAAGCACGGCAAUAAAUGGAAGAAGAUCGCUGCUGAGGUGCCUGGUCGUACUGCUAAAAGGCUAGGCAAGUGGUGGGAGGUGUACAAGGAGAAACAACAAAGGGCUAACAAAGAGACUGCUAAGUGCUUAGAGCCUAUCGACGAGGGAAAAUACGAUCAUAUUUUGGAAACUUCUGCUGAGAAGUUGGUGAAAGAACGAGUGCCUAUGCCAGCCUCUAAUGGAGACUUCUUACAGGGCGGUGAUCAUCCUCUUCCGUUGGUGACUGCUCCGGCUGCUGUUCCUUCGACUACAAUGAUGCUCCCUCCUUGGCUUUCGAAUUCUAAUGCUGGAAGGCCGCCUGGUUCCCCACCAAUUUCAAAAUUCUGCAGUGCUCUCUGUGCAACCAACAGAAACACAAAUCAGGCAGCAACUGUAGCUACACAACACCCCACACAAGAACACCAUUCAGCAAAUCAAACAGCAGCAAAGUCCAGCAGCACCAGCAAACUUUUUUUCAGAGAGUAAAAGAUACGGGUUUAUAGACUACAGACUACAAACGGUGAGCAAGCUUUUAAAAUUCUUCCCCGCCAAAGCAACAAAUGAUACAACGAAAGCAAUAUAAUUAGGCAAUUAACUAUCACAUUUUUUUCAGAGAGUAAAAGAUACGGGUUUAUAGACUACAGACGCUGACUUGCUACCUACCAUAAAACUCGGGUUUAGUAUAUCUCAUUUACCUGCUCGAAAUGCCUCCUUAGUUCUACCAUAAUACUCCGGUUUGGUUCCAUGGAAUGUGAUGAAACUCCAAAUUCUUAAUUCAUCAAUGCAUAUAACACCACGAUCAGCAAGAGCCAUUGCACCAGCUUCAAGCCUUCGUUCUCCUGAUCACAGCAAAUCCCUUGACUGAGAAAUCGAAUCAAAAAAAGGUUCCAAUAGUGAGAAAAUUGCAAGAGAGCUCACCUGCUUCCUCGUCAGAAUGUUAAAUUUUUAUAAUCAAGGAUAAAUAAAAAAAAACAACAAUAAGAUUGAGUACACUUGACCCCAAAAAGAUGAUAUCGACUUUAUGACUUUAUGGUAUUGGGAUAAUGAAAUAUUGUCGUAAUUGAUUAUCUUCACAAUUUUGGUGACUUCCCCUCAUGUUCGGCUGCAUUUGGUCUGAAUAGUAGCAAGACCAAGUGGUGGUGGGUUCACUUGUGUGGGGAGAUGAGUGAGCUUGAUGGUGGUGGUAAGGUAGAGUGAAGGUGGAAGGUGGUUAAGAGAGCUAUUGAGCCAGGGCGGUGAUCAGAGUGUAAAAACAAGGUAGCACCGCAUCGCAUCGACCGCAUUGUAAAACUUAUAUAUAUAGGGUCAAGUUCCAGUGAGAACCAAGCUUAUAUGAGAACCGUGAGAACCAAUCUCCUUGAUAAAAAUGUGUUACUUUUUUACUGAA